Messenger RNA from Xyrauchen texanus (razorback sucker), 3729 nucleotides. RefSeq names its product polypeptide N-acetylgalactosaminyltransferase 18-like. Gene Ontology annotation, cellular component: Golgi apparatus. NCBI's taxonomy places the organism in Eukaryota, Metazoa, Chordata, Actinopteri, Cypriniformes, Catostomidae. The transcript is spliced from 11 exons. Bases 255 to 2084 code for a protein of 609 amino acids. The record is from RefSeq and is a predicted model, not a curated record.
AGCUGUCUGUGGAAAACGCGGCGCUUCGUGUUGGAACAAGACGCUAGUUAAACAUUUCAUGCCGCUGGAAUCUGUUCGAGAACACCCAGAAUGUUAAAUCACGGGCGUUACUAAGCAGGAAUAAACUGUGCGUUAGGCGUAGUGGCGCAUUUGCGCGCAUUUAACUAACGCGUAAUCCUCCGAGCGUGUACACAGAGUUGAGGACAGGCGCACUUGUCCGCUGUGGCUCGAACUCUAUAUGGAGGGAUGUCGGAAUGGCUUGCACCAGGAGAACAAAAACUUUGGUGUCUACAUGUGUAAUACUAAGUGGCAUGAUCAACAUUGUGUGUCUUUUGUAUGUCGGAUGGGUGACCAAUUACAUCGCUAAUGUUUACAUCAAAGUGCCGAUGCCUGUCCCAGCCAAAAAGUUGGAGGGCGACAGGAAAGGCGAAACUCUGCGUAUUAUAGAGCGACUGGAUCGGCUGGAAAAUGUUGUUAAUCAGCAUAUACAAGAGUCCCCGCUGAAAGGAGAUGACAAUCAGGUAGAUCGAUCUUUUUCUGACUCGUCCUUGUUCAACCACUGGGGCCAGGACCUGGGGCCCGAGAGCCGCAGAGUGGCCCUCAAGAUGUUUCAGUAUUACGGCUACAAUGGUUACCUCAGCGACCGCCUCUCCAUGGACAGGCCCAUCCCAGACUACAGACCUGAGGGGUGCAAAAACAUUUCUUACCCGUCCAACUUGCCGCAGGUCAGUAUAGUGUUCAUCUUUGUGAAUGAGGCCCUCUCGGUAAUUGUGCGCUCCAUCCAUUCAGCCAUGAACCGAACCCCUCGCCACCUGCUCAAAGAGAUCGUACUGGUAGACGACAACAGCAAUAAUGAUGAAUUAAAGGAGAAAUUACUGGACUUUGUGAAGGAGACCAACUCCAAGCAGCCAGGUUUCAUUAAAAUGGUGCGGCACAGUAAGCAGGAGGGGCUGAUCCGUUCAAGAGUGAGUGGCUGGAGAGCUGCCUCUGCCCCUGUGGUGGCCCUUUUUGAUUCCCACGUCGAGUUCAACACUGGCUGGGCCGAGCCUAUUCUUCAGAGGAUCAAAGAAGACAGAACCAGGAUUAUAUCUCCAUCUUUUGACAACAUAAAAUACGACACAUUUGAGAUUGAGGAGUACCCUCUCUCCGCUCAGGGCUUUGACUGGGAACUGUGGUGUCGGUAUCUGAACCCGCCAAAAUCCUGGUGGAACUUAAACAACAGCACCGCUCCAAUCAGGAGUCCAGCCCUGAUUGGCUGUUUUGUAGUGGACCGGCAGUAUUUUGCAGAGAUUGGCCUGCUGGAUGAAGGCAUGGAGAUUUAUGGAGGAGAGAACGUGGAGCUGGGCGUGAGGGUGUGGCAGUGCGGGGGAAGUGUGGAGGUGUUGCCCUGUGCUCGUAUUGCCCAUAUCGAGCGUGCCCACAAGCCCUACACAGAGGAUCUAACAACCCACGUACGCAGAAAUGCUCUGAGAGUGGCUGAAGUAUGGAUGGAUGAGUUUAAAAGCCACGUCUACAUGGCAUGGAACAUUCCACAGGAGGACUCAGGGAUAGACAUUGGUGACAUCACAGAAAGGAAAGCGCUGAGGAAAAGACUGCAGUGUAAGACCUUCCGUUGGUAUCUAGUGAACAUUUACCCUGAGAUGAGAAUGUACACAGACACCAUUGCAUAUGGAGUGCUAAGGAACUCUCUGAAGAAUGACUUGUGUCUUGAUCAAGGGCCAGAAACUGACAACAUUCCCAUCCUUUACCUCUGUCAUGGUAUGACACCUCAGAAUGUAUACUACACCAGCACUCAGCAGUUAUUCGUGGGCAUCUUGAGCCCUACCAUUGACGACGAUGAUAACAAGUGCCUGGUGGAUGUGAACAGCCGGCCGCGGCUCAUUGAGUGCAGCUACGCUGUGGCUAAACGCAUGAAGUUCCACUGGCGUUUUACUCAGGCUGGCUCCAUUCAGAACAUUAAGUCAAAGCGAUGCCUUGAACUCGUGGAGAACAAUGACAAUGAGUUUGGAUUUCAGCUGACACUCCAAAAAUGCACUGGCCAGAAAUGGACGAUCACCAGUAUGUUGCCUGGUAUCACCUUAUGAUGGUAAUGUACUUGAGAAGAGGAGACCACAAAGCACCUGGAUGUCUCUAUUUGACUUUGACAUCAUAUGAUAAAUGUUAAACAUUUUUCCUUGCUACUGUACUUGUGCAUAUUGAUCAGCCACAUUUGGCAGAUAUUGCAUUGUGUAUUUUGAGGUUCUACACUGUAACGAUAAUUAUUUUGUGCAAGGUAUACUUGGUUUUGUCUUGACUUGAAGGUUGUACUGACUCCAUUGCACAUGUUUUGUAUUGGGGCUUUAAUUGCUACUAUGUAGCAAACGCUUUGGCAACGUUCUUGCUGUAUUUCUUCUAGUCUCUCAGGUUUGUAGGUUAAGAUUAUUUUGGAAUAACACUGUACAUUUUUUGGGACAUGCCAGUAUGUUGGAACAUAUCUACAAUCAACUGUUUUAUAUCUACAUGUAUAGUAAAUAUUCUCAGCAUUUAUAAUUUAUUCCAGUAAAAAGAACAGAUGCUAAGAAGAUCUGUGACUAACCUUCUCUAGAGUUUAAGAUAUUGUUUGUUCCUGACGUACACAUGGCAUACGGUUAAUAAAUUCACAAAAAUAUUCCUUCACUCUGUAUUUGACAGGCAUAUUAACCUACUUUGAGGACACUAAGAAAAAUGAAAAAUGUCAUACUGCAUGACUGUAGUUGUUGGGAUGUUUAAAAGUUUAGUUUAACCAAAAAUGAAAAUUCUGUCAUCAUUUGCUCAUCAUCCAAAACACGUAUGACUUUCGUACAUCCGUGGAACACAAAGGGAGAAGUUUGGCUGAAAAAUUAGACUGUAAAGUUACAAAAAGGACAUGACAUCUUUAAAUAAAUCUACACAUACAGUAGCUAGGCUAAUUCACUAGUAAAUAAGCUCUGGGAGUUUCUUAUCAAGAUACACAUUAUGAGUCAGUUCACUAGCCGUUUAGUGGGCUAAAGCACAUAUCUGUUAAUCAGAAGGUUGCUGGUUUGAGCCCCAUAGCCACCACCAUUGUGUCCUUGAGCAAGGCACUUAACUCCAGGUUGCUCUGGGGGGAUUGGCCCUGUAAUAAGUGCACUGUAAGUCGCUUUGGAUAAAAGCGUCUGCCAAAUGCAUAAAUGUAAAUUCCCAUUUUUAUAAUUCAUUCCUGCAAUUCCAUCCGUGUUUUCUGCAUUACCGAAAUCAUAGGGCCCUACUGUAGAGUAGCUCUCUAAUCUCAUUAACACUUCCCUAUAUUUAAACUUGGCCUGUCAUGUUCAUCAUUGACAUCACUGCAAAUUUAUUUGAUGACUUUGCAAACUCUGAAAAGUAUCAGUGAAUAAAAACUUAAAUUUCAGUCUGUUCCUAACACACAACUACUGAAUGGCUUCAGAAAACCUAUAGUGUAUGAUUCAUAUGGUCUAAUUUUAUGUUGCUUUUUUUUUGUCCUAUAUUGAGCUUGGCAGUUCGUUCUUACUGUAAGCUUUCAUUGUAUGGAUAAGAGCACCUUGGACAUUUUUCAAAUUUCUUCUUUUGUGUUCCACCGAAUAAAGCAAGUCAUAAACAUGAGGGUGAAUAAAGAAUUAUAGAAUUGUAAUUGUCGCUGUAAGACUUGACACCACAGUUCCCUAAAUGACUGUAAACAGUUUUGCUUUUCAUGUGUCAAAGGUUUUAUUCUUGAUUUUUCAAAUCAUCCAUAUA